Phaethon lepturus (White-tailed tropicbird) is the source of this 1020-nucleotide messenger RNA. It is a transcript of the gene WDR25, whose product is annotated as WD repeat domain 25. The record is from RefSeq and is a predicted model, not a curated record. NCBI's taxonomy places the organism in Eukaryota, Metazoa, Chordata, Aves, Phaethontiformes, Phaethontidae. Gene Ontology annotation, molecular function: protein binding. The transcript is spliced from 7 exons. The coding region runs from base 1 to 1020 and encodes 339 amino acids.
AUGAAAAACAUCUCACUGUGUGCCAAAACUUCAGAUGAACACGUGGUGUCUCUCUUCAUGUAUAUUGAAGAAAGGGGGCAGCCACAAGGACACGUGAGGAAACGUGAGGACACACAGAAGGUGAUGGGGGGAGACCGGGGAAGAGGUGUGCACUUGGAGAGAGGGAGCAGAGGAGCAAUAACAAUCAAAGAGCAGAGGAUGAAGAGAGUAUGGGAUGCCGUAGAUACAGGCUGCUGUUUAAAAACAUACUCCUGUCACUCCUGUGCUGUUCGAGCUGCCCGGUGGUCGUCUUGUGGAAGAAGGAUCCUCAGUGGGGGCUUUGAUUCCAUGCUGCAUUUAACGGAUGUAGAAACAGAUACUCAGAACUUCAGUGGACAAUCUGAAUUUAGAAUCAGUGCGCUGACAUUCCACCCUACAGAGUCAAAUAUUUUCAUUUGUGGAGGAUUCAGCCCAGAGGUUAAAGCCUGGGAUGUAAGGAUGUCUAAGGUGUUAAGAGUGUACAAAGCUGCAGUACAACAGACAUUGGAUAUACUCUUUCUCCCUGAAGGAAGAGAAUUUCUGACAAGCACAGAUGCAGUAAGCCGGGACUCAGCUGAUCGUACCAUUAUUGCAUGGGACUUCCAAAGUGCUGCGAAAAUCUCCAAUCAGAUUUUUCAUGAGCGUUACACUUGUCCAAGUCUGACUCUGCACCCAAAAGAGUCUGUGUUUGUGGCUCAGACAAAUGGGAAUUACAUGGCUUUGUUUUCUGCCCAGCGACCUUACCGAAUCAACAAAAAGAAAAGAUAUGAAGGACAUAAGGUGGAAGGAUUUGCAGUGGGCUGUGAAUUUUCUCCAGAUGGAACACUUUUGGUGACAGGAAGUUCAGAUGGCAAGGUGUUUUUCUACAACUAUCAUACUGCUCGGAUUAUUCGCACUUUGUCUGCACAUAAAGAAGCUUGUGUGAGUGCAAUAUUUCACCCAGUCUUGCCAUCGCUCCUUGCAACGUGUGAUUGGGCUGGAGAAAUCAAGAUCUGGCAAUAA